CCCCCCGCGAGACGAGGCCGGCCGUUGCGAGGCGGGUAGAGACGCAGCGACCCCUCGCUGCCAUGGAGCGCCCGGGUCGAGGUUCGACUCCUGCCCCUGGGGGUGUCCCCGAGGUGGCAACCCAACGUGCAGGACGGAUUCAAGCCCCUGUCCUCCCUCUGGUCGUCACUGCUCUCUUCUGCUGCUCCUACUGCCUCAUUGUGUUCACGGGACACGCAAUUGCGGAGUUCCCUUACAAGAACGAGUUUGUUCGAGACGAAGGUGCCGGUGGGACGCCGCCGCUGCGGCUGAGCGCGUGGGGCCCGUGGCAGUGCCACUGCGAGGCGGGCACGCAGGCGCGCUGGCGCCACGUGCUCCGGGCGCAGGUCACGCGGCCCGCGCGGCCCCCGCAGCUGGUGCAGGAGGCGGCGUGCAACCUGCAGCAGUGCACCCGCUGCACGGCGCGAGACUGCCGCCUGCUGCCGCACAAGCGCGCCGUCGGCUUCUGAGCACCGCCUCCCCCACACAUUCAUCCUCCCCCCCAACCCUCUCCUGCCCCCACCCUCCUCCCCCCACCCCUCUCCUGCCCCCACCCCUCCUCUCCCCCAACCGUCUCUUGCCCCCACCCCUCCUCCCC
This is a messenger RNA of Lethenteron reissneri (Far Eastern brook lamprey), 616 nucleotides long. It is a transcript of the gene C36H1orf56, whose product is annotated as chromosome 36 C1orf56 homolog. Lineage: Eukaryota; Metazoa; Chordata; Hyperoartia; Petromyzontiformes; Petromyzontidae. The record is from RefSeq and is a predicted model, not a curated record.